This is a messenger RNA of Trichophyton rubrum CBS 118892, 1572 nucleotides long. RefSeq lists its product as uncharacterized. The coding region runs from base 1 to 1572 and encodes 523 amino acids. Gene Ontology annotation, molecular function: chitin binding. The transcript is spliced from 13 exons. The record is from RefSeq and is a predicted model, not a curated record. NCBI's taxonomy places the organism in Eukaryota, Fungi, Ascomycota, Eurotiomycetes, Onygenales, Arthrodermataceae.
AUGGGACAGCUGAAACAGCUUGCAGGCAUCCUGGCGCUGGCCUCUCCCGCCUUUGCAGCGUUCAGUGUCUAUGCACUACAUGAUCUGGAUGCACUCAAAGCAUCGCUUGGUGUGACCUCGGAGUGUCUUUCGGCUCUAAACUACACAGUCGAGUGCGAUGGUCCCAGUGCUGUAAGAGCCACCAAAAAUUCAGACAAUGACCUAGCCUGGUCUAUGGAUGACCUGACGACUCUAUGUACCGAUGGCUGCUCAAAGUCCCUGUCCACCUGGCUCGAUGCAGUUGAGCAGAAGUGUGAAGGCGAAGAAGUGACCAUCAACGGCCUCGUUGUUGAUCCAAAGGCGUUUCCUAUGAAAUAUAUAUCGGGUUACGACUUGGCCUGUCUGCGAGAUAGCAACGACAAUUGGUGUUUCUACGAAGCACAGGACUGGGACAGUGGUGUAUUUACAAGCUGGGACAAGAAGCAGACGGAUGCUUGCAGCGGUGAAAAUCCUCCAGCUGAUUGUGAUAAAAAGGGCUCUGGGGAGGAUGUGGACACCCUCUACGUGACCAAUUCGUACGAUAAAGAACUGUACUGCAGCGAAUGCUUUAUGCUUCUCUGGAGGCAGCGAAUCGAGUCCCCCGUUUUCCCCCAGGGCAAUCUUCUGGACCAUUUCACCAAGCAGUUCAGCAAGCUAGAAGCUGCCUGUUCGACGAAGCUGCCCCUGAUAACGCCGGCCCCAACAGUGGUAUUGGGGGCUAAAGACACCCUACCGCCAGCCACAGGCUACCAUACCGAUGGACCAACCGUGUUUAGAUAUGCUUCGCCCCCAGCACCAACACCUACUGCUGAAGAGCCAUUUGCUAAACGUACUGCUGCUCCCAGGGCCAUAAAGACAUUCUACACUCCCGCAACUCCAGACCGGACACCGCAGUUAGGUGCAAUGGCGCCUUGUGGUAAAUACUACAACGUAGUUGAGGGUGACACCUGUGCCUCCAUAUCCAGAGAAUUUGAGGUGACUAUGGAUGAAUUGUUGACAUACAAUCCUGAGCUUCAUCCUAACUGCGAGAAUCUGUGGGCCAACUUCGCUAUAUGUGUAGCCCCUGUCUCCCCAAGCCCGAUGACAGUAGAUGGCAGCUGUGGAGAGAACAAUGCCGGUGCGACUUGCGAUGGAUCGCCAUUUGGAUCCAACUUUAUCGGAAAUAGAUGUUGCAACGAUGAGGGACGAUGUGUGCCUUGUGGACCCGAAGCCACCGCCGCCCCCGACGCCCAAGGUCAAACGGUUCAUGACGAAGAGCCGCCAGAAGAGCCGCAUAUUGAACAGCCACCCAAAGACACCCCGGCGGGUGAUGACGAUGAUCGCAAGAAAGCAAAACUCCCACUGCCUAGCGGCAAAUACCCUCUCCCAUCGAACUCCACUAUGAUCAGCAAGGAUGGGUCUUGCAACGAGUAUAUCAGUUGUGUCGGCUCGCCAUUUGGAGUCUGCUGCAGCACUAGCGGAUGGUGUGGCUAUGGGAAGCCAUGGUGCGGUGUUGGAAAUUGCGUUUCAGGUCACUGUGACACUGAGGGCGAGGCAUCCGGAAAGUCUCAGUGA